Molecule: messenger RNA, 258 nt
Organism: Microthlaspi erraticum
Lineage: Eukaryota; Viridiplantae; Streptophyta; Magnoliopsida; Brassicales; Brassicaceae
Source: the annotation of a GenBank genome assembly
AUGAACUUAUCAUGUGCUCCUUGUUUGCUCGGCUGGAGCUCCAAUAUCUCUGCUUCAAAAUCAGGUCCCAAGAGGCUGAGCUCUCUAUCCAGAGACAACCACGGUUCAUGCCACACCCUAGUUGUACAACCAUCUCCUAUGGCCUUGCCAAUAUAUGGUUUGAUACUUAGUCAGCAGAACCCUUACAAGGAGGCAAGAUGGUUGCGUCAGGAUUCUUCAACUCACUUUCGCCAGCAAAGCAUUGUUGAAACUCUGUAA